GCUCCUCCCACCACCGGGGCCCCGCCUCCUCCUCCCCCUCCCCCAGGACCCCCUCCCCCUCUGGGACAUCCGGCCCCGCCCCCGGCCCCGCCCCUCCCCCCGGGUCUGUUCGCCCCCUCGGAGGACCGCCCCCUCUCCGGCCUGGCCGCCGCCCUCGCCGGAGCCAAGCUGCGCAAGGUGUCCCGGGGAGAGGAUGCAGGGGCGGCUCUGGCUGCAGCGAUGGCGGGGGCCCUUGGGGGGAAACCGGAGGCCCGGGGGAACGGGCCUCUGCCUGGGGGAGGCGGCCUCAUGGAGGAGAUGAGCGCCCUGCUGGCCAGGAGAAGGAGGAUUGCAGACAAGGGCUCCUCUCCUGAACCAGAACAGAGAUCAGAGGAUGGUGAUGUCAACACAACCCCUAAAGUUUCGGCCUGUAGCACGCCAGACAUGCCGAGGAAGCCGUGGGAGAGGGCCAACACCAUGAACGGUAGCAAGUCUCCGGUGAUAGGAAGAAGAGAGUCUCCGUGGAGGAAUGCCAUGUCUGCAGACCCCUCCAGCAGGCCUAGGUCUACUCCUCCUCCGACGGGAUCUCUAAGUGCCAACGGAGUGUCGGCCGAACCGCUCGACUACGACCGCUUGAAACAGGACAUUCUGGAUGAGAUGAGGAAGGAGCUGUCAAAACUAAAAGAAGAGCUCAUUGAUGCGAUCCGAGAGGAGCUGGGGAAGUCCAGCACGGCGUAGAGGCGUGACAACUUCCUGUUCCAACACAUCUACUUCCUGUUGAGCUGGCAUCGAACCCAGACCCCUCGGAGCGACAGCGACCACCACCACCACCACCGCGGGGGUUACCAUGACAACAGAUCAACCAAUCAGGAGGACAGUGAUGUCUUUAUGCAAGAUGGCGUCUCUGUGCAGGGGGGUGGGGGAGACGGACAGACCCCCCCCCGAGGAUACUGUUGAACGAGUCUGUUUCCCAUAAUGCCAUAGGGUAGCGAGCGUGUGUGUGAGUAUGUGUGUGCGUGAGUGUGAGAGUGAAGGGGGGGUGGGGGUGUCUGUCCACACCUACAGGACUCUGAUAACUCUGUCUUCCUUGAACAAUAUUUUAAUCUCAAUAUGUACAAAAGAGAGUAAAAACAAAACUAUUUAGAAAAAAAAAAGUGUAAAUCUAUAAACCAACCAUGUUUGUGUUGACGUGUAGAAGCGAGGCCGGUAUGAAGUAGCUAAUCACUCUCCGCGGGUCGCUUCACGGUCCCGCCUCUCUUUCUCUCUCUCUCUCUCUCUGUGACCUCACGACCUUCUGUCAGACAGGAAGUCCCUCCCUCCUGCCCUCCGUGUCGCCCCGUGGCGAGGACUCACGCCGCCGUAGCUUUCUACCAAACCUUUCAUCAACAAGUGCUGAUUGCUAACCGUUAGCGUGCUAAGCUAAGCCUCCGCGGCCGGCCACGUAGAUCGAGUUCUUUGAGCUUUUACCGGGUGCAAAGCGACUUAAAACGCGCGUCUUCAUUUGAACUUUGAACCAGCUCUCUGGCGCCCCCAAGCUGUGCACGUGGGAUUGUUUGUUUUUUAUUAUAGAACUACGGUGAAAGACGUCAAACUGCCAAGACAUGAGGCCCACCUAGGACAGUUUAUCACGAGCAAUAAGUGUAGCAUGAGUCUAAACAUCUCCACACGUCCCCUCCAACACCCCCCACCCCCCAGAGAGAGACUAAAUACCUAUCCUCUAAAAAUUUGCAGAAAUGUUUGUCUUUUUUUUUCUUUGGUCUAAUAUUUAACUUCCUAAAUAUAAACCCCUUUUUAAACCCUUCUCAUUUCAUGCAUUUUUUGGUUUCUAUGAAAAUCCGGAUGCUGAUGUGUGUGUCAGCCAUGUGUGACCCCAUAGGAGUCCAGGGGUACAGAACCUGUGUGGAGACGGGACUGGGCCCAUGCCACCGCCACUGGGCCGCAUCAUGUAUUGUUUCUUUUUACUUUUAUUCUGCCUUCUCCUGUCAUCAAAACCUAAUAACGAUAUGCCUGAGAAGUGUUGGUUGGUUCUGAAGUGUUUAAGGUCAGAGGUCAUAGGUCAGAGUAGGUACAAUCAUCAGAAAGAGUCUAGUCGACACCAUGACCUCGGCUGUAAGGUACCAGAGAUAUACACGGUACCAGAAAUAAAGUACACAAGGUACCAAAAAUAAUGUGUACAAGGUACCAGAAAUAAAGUAUGUAAGGUACCAGUAAUAUCGUAGGCUAUGUAAGGUAGCAAACAAAACACACAAAGUACCAUUGAUAAUGAGGUGCUCUGGUAUUUAUUAUGCGGCCUUCGGUCAGAGGAGGUUGUUGAAGGGAAAGGAGGGGAGGCGUACACUCAGGAGAGAAGGGGUACACUCUCAGGAGAGAAGGGGUACACUCAGGAGAGAAGGGGUACACUCAGGAGAGAAGGGGUACACUCAGGAGAGAAGGGGUACACUCUCAGGAGAGAAGGGGUGCACCUUAAGAAGAGAAGGGGUACACUCUCAGGAGAGAAGGGGUACACUCAGGAGAGAAGGGGUACAUUCAGGAGAGAAGGGGUACACUCAGGAGAGAAGGGGUACACUCUGAGAAGAGAAGGGGUACACUCUCAGAAGAGAAGGGGUACACUCUGAGAAGAGAAGGGGUACGGAGACCAGAGGAUCCGAAUCACUCCACAAAGUCGCCUUUUUUUUUUUUCUUUGUCCGUUUUACCUGCUAUAUCGGGGUCCCCACGGGGAAAGUAUAUGGUUUUCACAUGGUUUCCUCUAUCUGUGAUACGAGAUGGUUUGUGCCUUGUUCUGAAGUCUAACAUGUUGAAGAUUUAAAUGACUAAUGUUGAUAUAGGGACACAUUAUCUUUGUUGUUUCAUUGUCCACUAUUUUCCCUGCCUCUGCAUCACCUUCCUGCUUUUAUAUAGUUCAUUUAUUUAUGUAAAACGGCGACUUUGCGUACUGUUUGACGUUGGGGAGUUGAAACCGGGCGGACCACUUUGAAAGCUAGCAGGCUCGUUCGGACCCUGCUACAAACCCUGGGUGCCUCUGAACCCUGAACCCUAUCGGACAUCAAACCCUCCUCCUAGAGAGCAGACCAACACCUCGGAUUAUUAUGGGAUGCGGACGGCGUCGGCAGAAUCCACGGGAGCGUUUGCAGUCAGAAGACGAUGUAAUCAUCCACAUUGUAGGCUACCAUACUGUUGUCAUGUUACCUAGAAUUUUCUUACAUGCUAACAUAUUGUUUUGUUUGAAUAAAAAAAUAAAAAAAUGCAAUACACGAA
This is a messenger RNA of Gadus macrocephalus (Pacific cod), 3235 nucleotides long. RefSeq names its product ENAH actin regulator (gene enah). Lineage: Eukaryota; Metazoa; Chordata; Actinopteri; Gadiformes; Gadidae. The annotation marks the transcript as partial. Gene Ontology annotation, molecular function: SH3 domain binding; profilin binding. Gene Ontology annotation, biological process: actin polymerization or depolymerization; axon guidance; actin polymerization-dependent cell motility. The record is from RefSeq and is a predicted model, not a curated record. The transcript is spliced from 9 exons.